Molecule: messenger RNA, 2460 nt
Organism: Archocentrus centrarchus (flier cichlid)
Lineage: Eukaryota; Metazoa; Chordata; Actinopteri; Cichliformes; Cichlidae
Product: kelch-like protein 33
Exons: 4
Coding region: 1-2460 (819 amino acids)
Molecular function (GO): protein binding
Source: RefSeq, a predicted model, not a curated record
AUGGAGUUUACUAGGCGUUACCUGCCAAUGGAAUGGGAAGAACGAUGGAGGAGAGAGAAGGAGAGGAGGAAAAGAGUUAUUGAAGAAGGUGGUGAAGGUAUAGAACAAGACAACCGCGAGCUGAGAAGGAUUGUUGCUUACAAUGACUCCAGAAUGGGUUUGACAAGUAGGAGGACUACAAAAGAGAGCUCAAACAUCAGAAUGAGUGGUACAACAAAGGAAGGAAUUGGGGAGCAUUUGAUCGAUGAGAGUUUGGGGGCUGAAGGGCAUAAUGUCCACACGUGCCUCGGCACAACCUACCCUAAAGAGGUGUUUAUAGCCCUGAAAGAAUUUUUGGAUUCAUCUCUUCUCACAGACCUAAAUCUGACAACUGAGAAUCAGAAAAGCUUCCAUGUGCACUCCCUUAUCUUGGCUGCUGUCAGCAGCUUCUUUCUGGAAAGAAUAAGAGGCAAAAGUGAGGAAAAAUCAGACAGUGAUGGGGAUUUUGGAGUACAGCGGUGGACCAUACAUUUGGGUUCUGAAGUUGACCUUAUUGGGCUUCAGGGUGUUGUGGAGUUUGCCUACACUGGGGUUGUGUCAUCUUUGAACAGUGACAAUAUGGCUCAAAUCAAGGGUGCAGCUCAAGUCCUGAGAGUCCCAAGACUUUUGGAUCUCUGUAACAAUGAGCAAAAAAAGAAGAACAGUGAAUGUUUCAAGAAAGACGCACAAGAAAUCUCUGCUCUACAACAAAUGAAGAUUACCCUUCAGUCCAUUGAACAGCUGUGGGCAGACAGAGUGGGGUGUGAUGUGAUUUUGGAUGUGGAUGGCACUUUUUUCCAUGUCCACAGAGUUAUGCUGGCAGCAAGCAGCGAUUACUUCCGAGGCAUGUUCACAUCUGGAAUGAAGGAAUCCCAUCAGAGUUGUGUUGCCCUUCCUUUCCUGCCUGUGUCUGAAUUAGAGGCUCUUAUCAACUAUUCCUACACUGGUACCCUUCUACUUAGUUGGGACUCAGUUUUCGAGAUCAUGUGCAUGGCUCUUCAGCUUCAAUUCCAAUCUACUGUCUCAGUUUGCCUCAACUUUAUGCAAAACAAAAUACAGGCAAGCUCUUGUCUGGAUGUGGCAUCUUUUGCUGAAGCUUAUGGAAUGUCAGAGCUCCUUGAAGAGGCCAAUGACUUUGUACUGAGGAACUUCAUGGAAGUGUCAGGCACAGCAAAGUUUAAAGACCUACCAGCAGAAAAGCUUCUAGAUUACCUUCGCUGUGAUGGUCUUUGUGUGCCUUCAGAGUUGGCUGCAUUUCGAGCUGUAAUCUCAUGGAUUGAGGGUGAUCCUGAGGAGAGAUUGGCACAUGCAGCCUUACUCAUGACUGGUGUUCGCUUCCCCCUCAUGACCUUUCGAGAGUUCCGAGAAGUCAGAGCUAUUAACCUACGUAUGGAGUGCUUUGGAAACAAAGAGGUAGAACUCUAUGGUUCAGCGCUUAAAGAAUUUGGUUUCAGCCUUCCAAAGUCUCAGGAUCACUGUCGCAUCAGGAGACCGAAAGAUGCUGUGGUUCUGGUUGGAGGAGACCAACUGAAUCCAGAUGUUGGUCAGCGCAUACCAAGCAGGGAAGUGUGGUUUGCAAACUCCCUCCACAGUGGCACAGGGUUGGUGAAAGAGAUUGAGUGGAGGAGAUUAGGUGAAAUUCCAGAUAAACCAAAGUUUAGGCAUGGAGUUGCAGUAAUGGAUGGGAGGCUAUAUGUAGUUGGAGGAUGUUACUUUUAUGCAAAGGAUGACAUCAUGAAAUCUGCCUACAGUUAUGACCCAGUGACAGACAGCUGGAAGAGGCUGGCAGACAUGCAGGAGUUCAGAAGCAACGUCUCAGUUGUGGUACAUGAAUCGCAACUUUACGCCAUUGGUGGAGAUAAGGACAUCAACACCAACAUAGACAGUGUUGAGAUGUACAGUCCAGACACUGACUCCUGGAGCUUCGUCCGACCACUGGACCAGGCUCUUAGUGGCCAUGCUGCUGUUGUCACUAAUGGAGGGAUUUUCAUCUCUGGAGGUUUCAACUGCAAGUAUGAGUGUCUUGUUUCCACAUUUCUGUACCACCCGGAGAGAGGAACCAUCUACCUGGCAGACAUGACCUUUGACAGAGCCCAGCAUUGCAUGGAAGCCCUACAAAGCCAUCUAUAUGUUGCCGGUGGAGUCUGUAACCUAAGGAAGUUUUACACUGACCAACAAGCUUGCGAGGUGUAUGAUCCUGUGGAGGAUUCCUGGACUACCUUUGCAUCACUGCCCGUGCCCCAUGUUGGUGCAGCCUCUGUUGUUCUUGAAGAGAAGAUCUAUGUACUGGGUGGGUACUGUCAGGAUGACUACAGUGAGUCCGCACUAGUCCACCGCUUUGAUCCCAUCAUGCAGCGAUGGGAGAACAUGGGCAAACUACCAGGAGCUGUUACAGACAUUCGAGCUUGUCUGAUGCACCUGCCGCAGCACCUCAGACAGUAA